Molecule: messenger RNA, 1174 nt
Organism: Coffea eugenioides
Lineage: Eukaryota; Viridiplantae; Streptophyta; Magnoliopsida; Gentianales; Rubiaceae
Product: F-box/kelch-repeat protein SKIP25-like
Exons: 1
Coding region: 1-1137 (378 amino acids)
Molecular function (GO): protein binding
Source: RefSeq, a predicted model, not a curated record
AUGAAUGCUCCCACGGGAAUGUGCAAAAGGCAAGACAGAGCUAAAAUUGAUGACAACCAUCAAACACGCGAUGAAGAUCAGAUGGUGCUGAUUCCAGGCCUACCAAACCACCUUGCACAUCUUUGCCUCUCAGCCCUUUGCCCUUCCCUCCUCAAUUCAGUUUGCCAAUCUUGGCGCCGGUUCAUAUAUUCCCCAAACUUCCCUCCAUUCUUCUCCCUCUAUGCCCUUCUUUCCUCAACUUCACCAACCUCGAACUCGGUUGAAUUCUUCUGCUUCGACCCCAUUUCAUUAGCAUGGGAAUCUCUCCCCAGCCCACUGUCCAAUCCACCCCUGAAGCUCCUCCACCGCCAUUCAUCUUUCAUAUCAAGAAUCCUCCCAAUUCAGUCCCUAACUGUUUCUGGUCGGUUAGUUCUCAUUGCCGCGACUAAUGACAAGUUCCUUCCUGCCUUCCAUCGUCCGUUAGGCUUCGACCCUCUAUCGAACAAGUGGUUUUUCGGCCCUCCACUUCUCACCCCGCGUAGAUGGUGCAUCACUGGCUCAGCUGAUGGAGCAAUCUACGUCGUAAGCGGCGUCGGAUCGAACUACAGAGGGGAUGUAGCAAGGUCUGUGGAGAAAUGGGAUAUGAAGAAAAAGGAAACUGAAUGGAAUUGGGAACAAAUGGCAGCACUGAAAGAUGGGAGAUACAGUAGAGAAGCUGUUGAAGCUGUCGGAUACAAUGGGAAGCUAUGCAUUGUUAACGUUAAAGGGAAUGCUAUUAAAGAAGCUGCUGUUUACAAUAUCAUGACGAAUCAGUGGGAGGUGAUGCCUGAGGGGAUGCGUGGAGGAUGGAAUGGACCAACCGCGACGGACGAUGGAGGACUAAUGUAUGUGGUGGACGAGACAACCGGGGUUUUAAGCAGGUAUACAUCUGAGAAUGAUCAUUGGGAGGAGUUGAUUGAAUCGGAGUUUUUGAAAGGUGCUGAUCAAAUAGCUGCUGGAAGAGGAAGAGUUUGCGCAGUUUGCGCUGAUGGUGCACGUAUUGCUGUGGUGGAUGUGGUGGAUAAACCAGCAAGAAUUUGGAUAGUGAAUCCCCCACCUAAGACGGAAGCUGUUGCUGUUCAUAUAUUGCCAAGGAUGAUCCGACAAGAUUAUGAUUAGACUAAUGUUGAAAACCUGUGCAUUGAUUAAUCUGAUU